CAAUUGCAAAUGCAGAAGGAGGAAAGAUGGAAAGAAAUGCUCUUGCAGCAGGCAGAUAACUUCAUGGGAGCUUUGAAAACUCCAUGCAGCAACAGCAGCAGCAGCAGCAGCACGCCAUGUCUGAAAGUUCCUCAGGUCUGAACACAAGCUGCUUCAGGUUCUGCACCUCACAAUCUUCUCCCUGCUCUGAUCUAAGCAAUCUAGACAUCUGUUUGCCAGUGUUAACAUCAAGGAACCGAGUGAUACAUCAGCCCAGCUGUGAUUCUGGCAUUGCCUCUCCACUUCCAUCAGAUUCUUUCAAGUAUCUCACCUGGCAUGAAUUACAAGAACAUGACGUUCAAGGGAGUCAGAUCCACUGCCCUCGAGUGAGAGAAGGUCCUUCUGAAGAAGAGCGUUUUCUCAGAGGAGAACAUCACACUCUGUUUGCAAGGAAACAUGUGACAGAGAAAGAGAAAUGGGAGAAAAGGCUACAGGAGGACUGGGAAAACUGUGUGAAUUUAAAUCUUUCAUAUCAAGAUUUGGGAGACAUGUACCAGUUAGAAAAUUGUAAAAGGAUUCUCCGUCGAUUAAUCCGAGUGAAAAGGCUUUGGCUGUUGGACAACUCAUUGACAGAUCUAAGUGCCAUAUGCUUGCCAAGAUGCAAAGAACUGAAACUCAGCAAAAAUCAUUUUACGUCCUUCAGACAGUUGCCAAAAAUACCUGAGAUUUGCCAUCUGGCCCUUGAUGAGAACAACAUUGAGACUUUGGAUGGAUUGUCAACCCUGAAAUGCACUCCACUAGAAUCUCUCAUGCUCAAAAGAAACCCCUGUGAGUUUCAAGAAAACUACAGAAAACUCGUUUUCUCCAAGUUGCCAAACCUGAAAGUGCUGGAUGGAAUCCCAAAACUGCCAGAGGACUGCCUUCCACCAGAUACCAAUUUUUUAUUUAAAAUAUGCACCAUAUUAUAA
Molecule: messenger RNA, 947 nt
Organism: Sceloporus undulatus (fence lizard)
Lineage: Eukaryota; Metazoa; Chordata; Lepidosauria; Squamata; Phrynosomatidae
Exons: 7
Coding region: 84-947 (287 amino acids)
Molecular function (GO): protein binding
Source: RefSeq, a predicted model, not a curated record